AUCAAACUGGUUGAAAACGGAGUGAUUGGAGUCGGACAGUUCUCUGCCGCUGACUGUUCCCGUACUGCAUUUAUGCAGUUUACAUUAAAAAAACGGCAGCAGUCGAGGCAACAUCUACGUAUCUAUAUCUAUGUUUUUGCUGCUAAUGACAGAAGCUAAACCUUUAGUUCUCUGCGAGGCGAUCAGAGGCAGCAGCCGGGAAUCACCGGCGUUUGGCUGGAGGAAGGGAGGCAAGUUGACAAAAGCUCGGUUCAAAACGAGAGAAGAGAAAAUGGACAGGGCAGUCAGUCUCCCCUGUCAACCAGAAAAGGUCACCACAGUGAACCUGGUUGAGACCAGCACGGCCCCCAGUGGAAUGGAACUGGUCAGCUCCUAUCAGACCAACAGAGUGGGGGACCCCAUGGACCUGGUAGCUCUUGCAGAGCAAGUGCAGAAGGGGGACGACUUUGUUAAAGCCAACGCUUGCAACAAGCUGACAGUAAUCGCAGACCAGAUCAGGUACCUGCAGGAGCAGGCCAAAAAGGUCUUAGAAGAAGCAAAGAGAGACGCUGACCUCCACCAUGCUGCCUGCAAUAUUGUGAAAAAGCCAGGCAACAUGUACUACUUGUACCAGCGGCCGUCCGGACAGAAAUACUUCUCCAUCAUCUCGCCUAAGGAGUGGGGACCAAGCUGCCCUCAUCCGUUUCUUGGUGCAUUCAAGCUUCAGCCUGACAUGUCCUGGACUCCCGUGGAUGAGGUGGAAAAGAGGGACGCAGAGCUCGCCGUCAUGGGCAAACUGCUCAGCCGCCAGACAGCCCUACCUCCAUACACGGGACCCAACUUCAGAGGUCUAGAGGAAUAAAGUCCCGUUUAAACUGGACCAAAAAUAUGAUCGGUAUAAACAGAUACAUGUCCCACGCAGGGACUAAAAAACCCCCGUCGGUGAGUCACCGUUUUGUCUUAAGCUGCCAUAAAUGCAUAAUGGCUUUUUUUUUAAAAAAAGAAAAAAGAAUGUGCGUUUUUCAUUUUCUGGAAAAUAUCAAACCGGGACUCAUGAGAGUGUGUGUGCUUAAUUUAAACUCUUUGGAAUGUUUUUACUGUGCUUGUCUUUGACCAAUCGCUGACACAAGCCGAUGGUUCACAUCGGAGAGUCAACACGCUUUGGAGACAGAGAAAAACGUCAUCGAAUAGAAAAGUGUCUACAUUUUCUGUUCGAAAAGUAAAACUCCUGUAAAUUCGUUACACAGAGAAAUGCAUCUCGAGUGUUUACUUUUCUUAAUUUCAUUUCUGGUGUCAAGUUGACAAAAACCCCAAAUGGAGUUUUUCAAAAAUAUUGAAAUGUUGCAUCAGGCUAAUAAAACCAGAUUUUCUUACAGAAA
Messenger RNA from Gambusia affinis (western mosquitofish), 1358 nucleotides. RefSeq names its product linkage group 07 C1orf50 homolog (gene lg07h1orf50). The transcript is spliced from 5 exons. The record is from RefSeq and is a predicted model, not a curated record. Lineage: Eukaryota; Metazoa; Chordata; Actinopteri; Cyprinodontiformes; Poeciliidae. Bases 131 to 841 code for a protein of 236 amino acids.